Chanos chanos (milkfish) is the source of this 1426-nucleotide messenger RNA. It is a transcript of the gene gxylt2, whose product is annotated as glucoside xylosyltransferase 2. The transcript is spliced from 7 exons. The record is from RefSeq and is a predicted model, not a curated record. Gene Ontology annotation, biological process: protein O-linked glycosylation via N-acetylgalactosamine. NCBI's taxonomy places the organism in Eukaryota, Metazoa, Chordata, Actinopteri, Gonorynchiformes, Chanidae. The coding region runs from base 95 to 1426 and encodes 443 amino acids. Gene Ontology annotation, molecular function: UDP-xylosyltransferase activity.
AUGUUCAGACCGUCAAAAUACCGUUUUAAUUCCAAUUCACAGCCAUGACGGGACAAUCUAAUGUCUUUCCGAGUGAACGGAACACUUUUCCACAAUGAGAAUUCAUUGCAGAAUUGUUGUGAUCGCAAUAUGUUUCGGAGUUUUUCUACUUUUGUACUUUUUGGGGGGGAAUGCUGCAGACGAGCCGCCUUUGAGAGAAGUUGCCAAAGACAACGAUUUCUCUUCGUCAUCUGGACUUGGAAACGUUGUCUCGGUGAAAAUAGCUAAACAUUCUCAACAGGAGCCUCAGAAAUCCCAGAAACAGUUCCGUCCGAACCGUAAAGAAUUGAAAAUUUCCAACAGAGGAAGCAAUGUCAAUGCAAAACUGAGACAGAGGAAUGAGGUGGGGCGAACCCGGUCAAAGGUCACGAAAGCGGAGGACGUCAUGCAUCUUGCGGUGGUGGCCUGUGGGAAUCGCCUGGAGGAGACGCUUAACAUGGUGAAGUCGGCCCUCCUCUUCAGCGUGAAGAAGAUAAAAUUUCACAUCUUUGCUGAGCAUGACCUGUCUUCACAGUUCAAGAAAGGGUUGAGCAAUUGGCCCCAUCCCUUUUCCUCCAAGUUCGAAUACACAAUUUACCCAAUCACGUUCUCUGUGGGGAAUGCAGAGGAGUGGAAGAAACUCUUUAAGCCAUGUGCUGCCCAGAGACUCUUUCUCCCAGUGAUUCUGAAGGACGUGGACUCCCUGCUGUACGUAGAUACAGAUGUGAUUUUUCUUCGUCCGAUGGACGACAUCUGGAAGUUUCUCAAAGCCUUCAACAGCACCCAGUUGGCCGCCAUGGCGCCCGAACACGAGAUUCCGAAAAUUGGCUGGUACAGCCGUUUUGCGCGUCACCCCUUCUACGGUGUCACAGGGGUCAACUCUGGGGUCAUGUUGAUGAACCUGACUCGGAUCCGUAAAACUCUGUUUAAGAACAGUAUGAUAGCAGCUGGCCUAUCCUGGGAAGACCUACUUCACCCUCUUUAUCAGAAGUAUAAAAACCACAUCACAUGGGGAGACCAGGACCUUCUCAACAUCAUCUUUCACUACAACCCAGAAUGUCUCUACAUUUUUCCAUGCCAGUGGAACUACAGACCGGAUCACUGUAUGUAUGGUAGCAACUGCAAGGGGGCAGAAGAGGAGGGUGUGUCCAUUCUCCAUGGAAACCGUGGAGUUUACCAUGACGACAAGCAGCCAGCUUUCAAAGUCGUGUAUGAUGCCAUACGAGAGUACCCUUUGGAAGAAAACAUGUUCCAGCAACUGUUUUAUCCUCUUCAGACCAAAUUCCUUGACACGGUGAACACUCUGUGUGGCAGAAUACCACAGGUGUUUCUCAAACAGGUGGAAAAGACCAUGAAGUCUAUAUAUGAAAGCAAAAUUGUACGCCACAUUCGACCCCCACCUAAGUAA